AUGCAUAUCGAGUCAAAUUCGGAUGCGAACCUCCAAGACCUGUUCUGUCAGCUUGCACGCUAUUUUAGUGCCAACGAAGACAAAAUCUCCGCUGCAGAAGCUUCCAAGUGCUUCCUGUGCCUUUCGUUACUCGAUUCUGUCGCGCUAAUUCGCCUGUUCUUCUUGCUGUGCCCAUCUUUCCGAUCAGUAUUGUCGCACCAAGGUGGGGUGUCUGCUGUGUUCCCGACAACACCUUCUAGACCCAGCGACGAUAACGACACCCAUAGGCAGCCAGAUCCUCCAGAGCCGCCGCCUGGGCUUCGUGACCAUCAAAACUCACACGAAAACAACAGCUCGAGUAUCCCUGGUUUUGAAGAAUUGCAGGAUCCAGUUUCCACAAACGACAAUGGUCUGCCCACUGCACAUUCAAGCCCGGCUGCGGAGAACGGUGGCGCCCAGGUCUCGGGAGAGAUUGAUGACAUUUACACGCUUGAAUCAGGUUUCCUAGAACCAAACACUUUCUACCAGCAACAAACAUUGAACGAAUUACAACACCCAAUCUCAAACACCCUAACGGUAAAUCCUUCUGACACGAUGGCCUUCCCUGACAACGAUAACGCCAUCGGCAAAACACGCCUGGCCACAUGUAGCGAACUAAGAUUCACAGCGACUCUGCGACAGCUUUUAGAAACAUGCAAAACCGACAAAAGCCUCUUCAUCCGCAAAAUCGAGGAAUCCAAAGCAUCUCUCCCAAAUGGGCAAGGCUGGAGAGCCGCUAUAGCAAUCGAACAAGAAAACGCCGACAUGCGGGAUUUGUUAAGCAUAUAUCACAGGUUUGAGUGCUAUAACAUUUACCGCCAUGUAGCAGAGGCCGGCUUUCACACUGGUGAGCAUUGGAUACGAGACAAGCGGCUAGAGCUUGCCAAAAGGCUUUGUGACGACUUUCCUGAGCGGUUCCACGACACUAAAGCGGCCAAUAAAUGCCUCAACUGGGUUGAUCAGGGCUGGCUUGGAAUCCUCAUUGCGUUGCCUCCUGAGAUACCCAGAUCAGCGUACACAUCGAGAUGCGCCAAAGAGCAUAUGAGUGCGGCAGCUGCUAGGUUCGUUGCUCUUGGCAUUAACGACCUUGUAAAAGAUUUGAAGCUUUCAGAAUUGGGUGAUUACAUUGCACGAAGGUUGGAAGAAAUGACGACAGGCAAGCGACUUGAACCAAGCCAAAGACUUCAGCAGUCAUCUACGCCACGAUUGGUAUCAUCAUUGGGCACACCAACUUUGCUCCAAUCAGAACAAACUGAAAGCUCACCUGGCGCGAUAACAAUUUGCGAAGAUACAGCUAUGUUGGAUCAUGCAAGUUUCUUAUCUCCAUCAAUGUUUGUAGAUGACGAUUUGAGCAACUAUCAAUUGAGCUCGUCUGCAUACCUGGAUUUAAGCAUGGACGAUCAGCUGCCGGCUUUUUCCUUCCCAUUUGACGAGCUGUAUCAACAUCUCAAUAAUACCGAAGUGCAGAUGGUAACUUGCAGUGAAACCACGGGGUAA
Fusarium fujikuroi IMI 58289 is the source of this 1515-nucleotide messenger RNA. RefSeq lists its product as uncharacterized. Lineage: Eukaryota; Fungi; Ascomycota; Sordariomycetes; Hypocreales; Nectriaceae. The record is from RefSeq and is a predicted model, not a curated record. The transcript has 6 exons. Bases 1 to 1515 code for a protein of 504 amino acids.